CAUCGCCUCCCCUCCUUCUCUGAUCUCAAAUACAAUACAACCCUAGCUUAUAUGUUGAUCUAAUCAUCUAUCCUUAAUUGAAAUCCUAAACCUAACAUCCAACCUCCAUGGAUCUAGAAUCAAGCUUUGAAGAUCUAGGUCCAUGAUGUGCUUGCAUGGGCGUGCCGAUGGUGCAGGAUAGUGAAUUCGAGCCAUGCGAUGAAUAUGGUCAAGGUGUGAUGGACCUUGUGGUUCCGGACACCAAAGUGGAGUUCAAUGUUGAUGACGGUCAAGCUCUAGUGGACCUUCUGGUUCCAGACAGCGAAGAGGCGUUGGAUGAGGACGACGGUCAAGGUACGAUGGAGCUAAUGGUUUCGGACAGUGAAGAGGAGGAGGAUGGUCAACGGGUCAAGGAGGUUGUGGUUCCGGACAGUGAAAAGCACAAGGAUAAAAAAAAAAGGAAAGAGGUGGAAAUGCACCCUCUACGCACAAAUCCUCGUCUAGAGGCCUUCUUAAAAAUCAUCCUACACGGCUGGGAAUCUAGGAUGUGGGACGUGGAUGUAUGAGUUCUUUCUCAAUCAAGAAGAUGAAAGAGGAGCAUUAAUGGAAGGUGAAGGGGAUUCCACAUUUAUGGAAGCUGCCAUUUAGGGAAAAUGAAGUGCUUUUGUCAUUUAUUGUGUGUGUGUGUGUGUGUGCAUUGUGUAGUGCAGUGUGUGUACAGUGUGUGUGUAGU
This is a messenger RNA of Cuscuta epithymum, 712 nucleotides long. NCBI's taxonomy places the organism in Eukaryota, Viridiplantae, Streptophyta, Magnoliopsida, Solanales, Convolvulaceae. The record is from the annotation of a GenBank genome assembly.